This is a messenger RNA of Verticillium alfalfae VaMs.102, 1318 nucleotides long. Its product is annotated as glyceraldehyde-3-phosphate dehydrogenase. NCBI's taxonomy places the organism in Eukaryota, Fungi, Ascomycota, Sordariomycetes, Glomerellales, Plectosphaerellaceae. Gene Ontology annotation, molecular function: NAD binding; NADP binding; oxidoreductase activity, acting on the aldehyde or oxo group of donors, NAD or NADP as acceptor. The transcript is spliced from 3 exons. The coding region runs from base 71 to 1087 and encodes 338 amino acids. Gene Ontology annotation, biological process: glucose metabolic process. The record is from RefSeq and is a predicted model, not a curated record.
CCUUCUAGCAUCAUCACGAUACCAUCUUCCAAGACCUAAACUUCUUCACAUACCACCUACAUCAUACACAAUGGCUCCCAUCAAGGUUGGCAUCAACGGUUUCGGCCGUAUCGGUCGCAUUGUCUUCCGCAACGCCGUCGAGCACUCCGAUGUCGAGAUCGUUGCCGUCAACGACCCCUUCAUUGAGACCAAGUACGCUGCCUACAUGCUCAAGUACGACUCCACCCACGGCGUCUUCAAGGGCGAGAUCACCGAGGACGGUUCCUCCCUGACCGUCAACGGCAAGAAGGUCAAGUUCUACCAGGAGCGUGACCCCGCUGCCAUCCCCUGGAGCGAGACCGGCGCCGACUACGUCGUCGAGUCCACCGGUGUCUUCACCACCACCGACAAGGCCGCCGCCCAUCUCAAGGGUGGCGCCAAGAAGGUCAUCAUCUCCGCCCCCUCGGCUGAUGCCCCCAUGUACGUGAUGGGUGUCAACGAGAAGACCUACGACGGCAAGGCCGACGUCAUCUCCAACGCCUCGUGCACCACCAACUGCCUGGCUCCCCUCGCCAAGGUCAUCAACGACAAGUUCACCAUCGUUGAGGGUCUCAUGACCACCGUCCACUCCUACACCGCCACCCAGAAGACCGUUGACGGUCCCUCCGCCAAGGACUGGCGUGGUGGCCGUACCGCUGCUCAGAACAUCAUCCCCUCGAGCACCGGUGCCGCCAAGGCUGUCGGCAAGGUCAUCCCUGAGCUCAACGGCAAGCUCACCGGCAUGUCCAUGCGUGUCCCCACUGCCAACGUCUCCGUUGUUGACCUGACGGUCCGCAUCGAGAAGGCCGCCAGCUACGACACCAUCAAGGCCGCCAUCAAGGAGGCCGCUGCUGGUGACCUCAAGGGCAUUCUGGCCUACACCGAGGACGACGUUGUCUCCACCGACAUGAUUGGCAACGAGAACUCCUCCAUCUUCGACGCCAAGGCCGGUAUCUCCCUCAACGACAACUUUGUCAAGCUCGUCUCCUGGUACGACAACGAGUGGGGCUACUCCCGCCGUGUCCUCGACCUCCUGGCCUACAUUGCCAAGGUCGAUGCCGGCAAAUAAAUGCAGCUAGCACCUGCAAACCGUCAUACCCUCCUGACAUGACGGCCGGGGUUUUGUGGUGUCCAGAUGUUUGAGAAGAAGGGGCCUCAACGUCGGCGCCUGUAAUGAAGAAAGAAGAAAAACAGACAUGACCUGACACGAACUUGGAACGCGAAGGACCACGGAAAGGUGGCCAACAGCCGCGUGCUAUAGUCGAAUGAACCUGCCAUAGACCAACAGGCCGAUUACUCC